AUGUCCUUCAGCCAGCGGAAUCCGCCCGAGCACUCGGCGGGGCGACAAUAUCGCCCGUACAAUCUCAUCGUAACGGCGUUGAUGGCAUUGGGAUCUGUGAGUGCCGGAUACUCUGCUUCGAUCAUCGCCACGACUCUGGCUCAGCCAUCCUUUUUGACCUACUUUGAGCUGCUCACCCGACCCAACGGCACCGAACUUAUUGCGACAACCAACGGGCUGUUCUUCACUGGUGGAGUUCUGGGUACUGUCACAAUCUCAUUCUUCGCCGAUAAAUGGGGCCGCAAAUGGGCCAUUGGCAUCUCCUCCAUGCUCAGCCUCGUUGCAAGCGCACUCCUCGCCGGUAGUGUGCACAUUGGCAUGUUCAUCGCCAUCCGCACCUUGGCUGGGGCAGGUGUUUUCAUGCUGGUGGCAGCGAUUCCGGUCUGGAUCAGUGAGACAGCACCCCCUAACAUUCGUGGCAUCCUUGUCGACUUCCACAGCAUUGGCAUCCUGUUUGGCUAUGCCUUAGCGUCCUGGAUUGGCUACGCCUUCUAUCAUCUACCUCCGACAGACAAUAUGGCUUGGCGAGGGCCUUUCGUGGUGGGAUGUGGACCCCCAUUCCUGCAUCUGGUCGCCCUCUGGAUGCUGCCCGAGUCUCCUCGAUUCUUGUUGAUGAAUGGAAAGUCCGAUGCUGCAGAGAAAACUUUACGGCGACUGCACACUGCGAACGAGGCCACUGCUGAGUUCAUGCAAAUAUCGGCCGCGAUCGAGGUCGACAAGCACCUGGAGAGCUCGUGGAUCUCGAUGAUCAGGAAGCCCGCCUAUCGAAAGAGGGCGCUUUUGAUCAUGGCCGUUGUCCUGGGCGUCGAGUCUUCUGGAGUACUGGUCAUUAACAACUAUGGGCCCACAAUCUAUGCCAGCCUUGGCUUCGACGUCAAUACUCAAUUUGUCUAUCAAAUUGGCUGGAUCACACUCUCUCUAGGAGGCGGUCUUCUUUCCUUCCUGAUCAUCGACCGCGUUGCUCGGCCCAAGCUGCUUGCCAUCGGUAUGGGCAGCUGCGCGGCAUGUUUGAUUAUCCUGGCGGCCAUCGUGUCUCGGUUCGCGACCUCACCCGAGUCUUUGGCCCAUCCGAAUAAAAGUGCCUUGCGAGCCGCGGUAGGCAUGAUGUACGUCUAUAUUCUAGCCUUUCAAUUCUUCCUCGAUGGCACCAUGUAUGCCUACAUGGGCGAGCUGUUCCCCAAUCAUCUUCGCGCCAAGGGCCUGGUCAUCGCAAUUGCAACCCUAACAGGCAUCAACAUUCUCUGGACUCAGGUGGCGCCAGUUGCCUUUACCAAUAUCGGUUGGAAAUUCUAUCUGUGCUUUAUCAUCCCCACCGCAAUGUUUGGAAUUGCUCUAUGGUUUUUCUUGCCAGAUACUCUCGGAGUUCCCCUUGAGGAAGUUGCGAGGAUCUUUGGAGAUCACGAAGAGAACUACAUACGACCCAACUGUGGACCUUUCCAACUGUCCACCCAAGGCAAGCACGAGAAUCCCGAGGAAAGAGUUGAGGAAAUCCUUGCUUCCGCCUAG
Molecule: messenger RNA, 1545 nt
Organism: Cladophialophora yegresii CBS 114405
Lineage: Eukaryota; Fungi; Ascomycota; Eurotiomycetes; Chaetothyriales; Herpotrichiellaceae
Exons: 1
Coding region: 1-1545 (514 amino acids)
Biological process (GO): transmembrane transport; carbohydrate transport
Cellular component (GO): membrane
Molecular function (GO): carbohydrate:proton symporter activity
Source: RefSeq, a predicted model, not a curated record